AUUACCUGCGCCCGCGGCGGAGCUGGCAGCGGUGGAUGGAUGGGCGCCGCGUCCGCGGCACUGGCGGCCAGCUCAGCCCCAGGAGUAAACACGGGGCUUCUCCGGCCGAGUGCGCAGUGUGGUGACCGGCACUCGCCUCGCUGACUGAUCGCACCGGAGGGAUAUUUCGGGAGACUCCUGUGGGAAGCUGCUACAGAAAGACAGAAGAUGAAAGCUCCUAUUCCCAACUUGAUUCUCUUGUAUGCUACUCUAACUCAGAGCUUGAAGGUUGUGACCAAAAGGGGAUCAGCUGAUGGAUGCACUGACUGGUCUGUGGAUUACAAGAAAUAUCAAGUUCUAGUAGGAGAACCUGUUCGUAUAAAAUGUGCACUCUUUUAUGGAUAUAUUAGAGCUAAUUACUCCUUAGCCCAAAGUGCUGGACUUAGUUUGAUGUGGUACAAAAGCUCUGGACCUGGAGAUUUUGAGGAACCUAUAGCUUUUGAUGGAACUAGAAUGAGCAAAGAAGAAGACUCCAUUUGGUUCCGACCGACAGUGGUGCAAGACAGCGGACUCUAUGCAUGUGUUAUAAGAAACUCAACUUACUGUAUGAAAGUGUCCAUUUCACUGACGGUGGGUGAGAAUGACACUGGACUCUGCUACAAUUCAAAGAUGAAAUAUUUUGAAAAAGCUGAACUUAGCAAAAGCAAGGAAAUCUCAUGCCCUGAAAUUGAGGAUUUUUUAUUUCCAUUUAGGGAGCCUGAAAUUCUUUGGUAUAAGGAAUGCAAGUCAAAGACUUGGAGAUCAAGUAUUGUGUUUAAAAAGGAUACUCUUGUCAUUCGGGAAGUUAGAGAGGAUGACAUUGGAAAUUACACUUGUGAGUUAAAAUAUGGAUUCUUUGUUGUCAGAAGAACUACGGAAUUAACAGUUACAGCACCGCUAACAGAUAAACCACCAAAGCUUUUACACCCAUUGGAGAGUAAGCUAACAAUUCAGGAGACCCAGUUAGGUGGUUCUGCUAAUCUAACGUGUCGAGCUUUCUUUGGAUAUAGUGGAGAUGUCAGUCCUUUAAUCUACUGGAUGAAAGGGGAGAAGUUUAUUGAAGAUUUGGAUGAUAGCAGAGUCUGGGAAAGUGACAUCAGGGUUCUCAAGGAACAUCUUGGGGAACAGGAGGUUUCCAUCUCAUUGAUUCUUGAUUCUGUGGAAGAGACAGACCUGGGGAAUUACUCGUGCUAUGUUGAGAAUGGAAACGGACGCCGGCAUGCCAGUAUUCUUCUCCAUAAAAGGGAGCUGAUGUACACAGUUGAGCUUGCUGGUGGGCUCGGUGCUAUUCUGCUGCUGCUUGUUUGUUUAGUGACUAUCUACAAGUGUUACAAGAUAGAGAUUAUGCUGUUCUACAGGAAUCAUUUUGGAGCUGAAGAACUAGAUGGAGACAACAAAGACUACGAUGCAUAUCUAUCUUAUACCAAAGUGGAUCCUGACCAGUGGAAUCAAGAAACUGGAGAAGAAGAAAGAUUCGCUCUUGAGAUCCUACCAGAUAUGCUUGAAAAGCAUUAUGGAUACAAGUUAUUCAUACCAGACCGAGAUUUGAUUCCCACAGGAACCUACAUUGAAGAUGUGGCAAGAUGUGUAGACCAAAGCAAGCGACUGAUCAUCGUCAUGACUCCAAAUUACGUGGUAAGAAGAGGCUGGAGCAUCUUUGAACUGGAAACGAGGCUUCGAAACAUGUUAGUCACGGGCGAAAUCAAAGUGAUAUUGAUUGAAUGCAGUGAACUACGAGGAGUUAUGAACUACCAGGAGGUUGAGGCCCUAAAACACACCAUCAAGCUCCUCACUGUCAUUAAAUGGCAUGGACCAAAAUGCAACAAGUUGAAUUCUAAGUUCUGGAAACGUUUACAGUACGAAAUGCCUUUUAAGAGGAUUGAACCCAUCACACACGAGCAGGUUUUAGAUGUCAGUGAGCAGGGGCCCUUUGGGGAACUGCAGACAGUCUCUGCAAUUUCCAUGGCUGCUGCCACCUCCACUGCUCUUGCCACUGCCCAUCCAGACCUGCGCUCCACCUUUCAUAACACAUACCAUUCACAGUUGCGCCAGAAACACUAUUAUCGAAGCUAUGAAUACGAUGUACCUCCUACCGGCACCCUGCCACUUACCUCAAUAGGUAACCAGCACACCUACUGUAACAUCCCUAUGACACUUAUAAAUGGGCAGCGGCCGCAGACAAAAACUAACAGGGAGCAGAAUCCAGAAGAGGCUCACACAAACAGUGCGAUACUGCCCCUCUUGCCACGGGAGACCAGUAUAUCAAGUGUCAUUUGGUGACCGAAAUGCAAGGGGACAUGAACCCCCUUGAGUAGAAGCUGAGUCUGCAGUCCAGUGCCUGGAACUACAUCCUCGACUGCUGCUGUUAAACAUGCAUUACAAUCGAUAACAUACGAGGAAAAACAGGGUCUUGUACAUAUGUUUUUUGCAAUUUCUUUGUAGCAUCAGUCUUCCUGUUUUACCCAUGUCUCUUCCCAUUCGCAUUUUCAACUUUGUUUUAUAUGUCAUUGGAAUUUGUAUAUUUACAUUUUUUAAAAUGAAGACACUGCUGUAUAGAUAGGAAACAUUUUUGCUUCAUUAGUAUAGUUUUAGACUUUUUGUUUGUUUGUUUUUAACCUCUCUUGGGAAUGCUUGGACAAAGCUAUGUUGAUAUCAGAAGCACCAUCCAUUUUGUUGGCCUGCCUAGCCUGAUUCCUGAAGGCCAUGCCUGCUGCAGUUCACCUCUUUUGGAGAAUAUUUGUUCUUAGAAGGACACCAUCCCUCACUGAGAACUCCAGUUUCAUUUCUACUCCCAUAAUGUGCACUGCUCCUUCCCUGCCUUUACAAUGACCCCCGUUUGGGGUAACACUACAGUCUGAUCGUCUAACAUGUAACUUGGUAGAUACCUGUCAAACAACACAAUAUACCCAAUCUGUAUCGGUUGCUUCACAGUAGUCACUACAGAGUGUGUAGAAACUAGAGAUGGUUUGGUUUUUGCUUUCUUGGGUUUGGGAUUUUUUUUUUUUUUUAAUUAUCAAUUUAAAGAUGAGUUGAUUGUAUGUCUUUUAUAAAUAUAAAAGCAAACCGUAUUUUUAACACUUCCUGGAAAAGUAUUAAUGUGGUUGUGGAUUUUAUUUUUAAGCAUUUCACUUUUUCCCUUCCCCCGUUUCAAAAUCUUGCAAAUAAGAUCAUUUACAAUUGUCAGGCAAGUAAGACAAGUGAGGCAAUAGACAAUGAAGUGCAGUGUCCAGCUGAUAUUUACAGUGAUGACUUCCAAACCAAAGGGGAAUAAAAAGACAAUAUUGUAGAUGGUUUGUCACUUUGUAUUAUAGAAAGUGUUCUUUUCUAAAAGAGUAAGAGCAAAACAUUAUUUUGCUGUGGAUUACAGAGUCCCCUUGUAUUUUAAUGUUCCAAAAACUGUAUGUGCUUUAAAAUGAUAUAUUCAGGAUUAAGAAAUCUUCUUUCAUUUGUUUUUAGCUUGUAAUGAUAAGUAAAACUUCAUUAAUUUCAACAUUAUUUCGAUAAGAACUCAGGCAGAAAAAAAUGACAUGAAUACCAACAAAUAUAAUUGUUUUCAGAAUAAACUUUAUUUAUACAAAAUUAAUAUUUAAAUCAGACCUGGAAGUAUUAAAAACAAUUUAUUCACUUUAAUGAAUAAAUAAAUUAGUUUUAUUUUUUAUGUAUGAUUCUAUCUCUGAGAAGUUGCAAAUAAUGCAUGUACCAUGGCUGCCAGGGAAUUAAAAAAAAACCCACUAUGUUUACAUCUGGACAUCUUUAAGACAAAUGAAAUAAGCAUCUUACUCAUAUUUAUGUUUUAAAUAAUGGAAAAGUAUUUUCUGGUUUUAGAAAGAGAGAGGAGCGGUGUUGUAGCUCUACAACAUACUCAGGCCAAGCUCUCUGCUAGUCUCUGCUAGCAGAAGCAGAGGAGCUGGGGCAGUUACUGGAUGCAGAGCACUGUCAUGUAGUCAUGGGUUUGAUUUACCCUGGCAGAAAUGUAAGUGGUAUGCUGGCAAACAGACCUUACAAUCUAUUUAUGUAAUUAAUUAGCUUUAGGUAUUUUUAUGGUAGCUGAAUGAUAUUGGCCAAUGUAAUGGAUGUGUGGGAUUCGUUCAUCCUGAUUGUCACAAUAAGAAAAGUACAAUUUAUAUUAUUUUGGUCUUCUUAAUGAGAAGUGAUGGGUAGAGAGUGGGUAAACUGCAGUUUGGGGGAUCAUUGUGGGAGUAAUCCCUAACUGACAGCUUGGGAGGAAAUGGCUAUGCUCCUGUUGUGGAAGUCAAGCAAUCUCAGUAUCUGCAGAAAAAGCUAAUAGAGAUUUGGGAUGUGCAUUGAUUUUUAUUUGCUUAAAAAUGUUUAUUUCUCUGACAAGUUGCUCAAGUCCUUUUCUACAAUCUGUUCUUUACUACGGUGUCUCCCUCUGGACAUGUGCCAAACUUCUACAAAAAUGGAAAUGAAGCUUCCAGGCCACACAAAAAUUUAAGAGAGCUUUGCACGUUUGGUUAUUUUCAUAGUGUAAGAAACUUAAUAUUUAUUUGUUCUUACAGACACUUGUCAGGCACGGAUGGCAUUUUCCUUCAUUCAUCUGGAUGCCAAAUACCCCAAUAUCCUCUAAUAGUAAUGCAAUAUUAUUUCCCCCUUUCCUUCCCUUUUACAUGCCCUGAAGUAAAGACUGAGAUGUGGAAUAAAUGUAGAAUGUAACUCUCUGACCACAGUUGCGUUUAGACGAUUGGUAGGUGUUUCCUUAGCCACUUGCAGAGUAUUUUUCUGUUGUUCUGUUUUUAGUGUAGAUUUAAGCACUUUGAAUAGCAUGAUUCAGGGAUUGAUGGAUACUAUUUGAUAUUCACACUACUUAAAAGAAGUUUUUCUUAUACUGUUUUGUCAUAGUAUUACACAAAUGAAAAACAAACAAACAAACAAAAAAAAACCCAAACCACAAAAGAAAAUCUGAAAUAAAUGGAGAAGCUGUCUAUGGCUUUAGAGACAUUCCUCCUUAGUAUUCCUCCUCUAUGAACAGCUCUGUGUGGGGAACAUUGAAGGAAACUGUUGUGUGUUCACGUGUUCUAUGUUCUGUUGGAACGCAAAAUAAAAUGAAAAAGAAAAAAAAAAAACCAACAAAAAAACACCACACCCAACCAAACCUGUCAUUGCCCUAGUGCUUAGGCUCCGUCCUUUUUUGGUGCAGGUGUUCCAGUUUUUGAUAAUGCAGCCUGAAGUGUGCAUGCAAUAGCCACAUAUAAGGUUUAGCCAUAAGCAUGUAGCACUUUAUUUUAAAAACUCCACAGUGUGAUGAUCAGAAAAACUUACUUUGCCUGGUCAGUAACUUCGGGUCUGUAUGUGGAUUCUAUGCACAUGAAUUACCCAAGUGUGGUGCUUUGUCUUUAUAUGGCUCUCUCUAAUCAGGGUAUUCCUUGAUAUAAAACUAAAGGACACUGUUGCACAACCUGUGGAAAUUCAGUAUAUAGGUUCUCUGGACAGCACAUAUAGCUGGACAGAAAUGGGGAACUGUACAGUAUGCGGUUAAUGAUUCUAAAGGCAAAGUGCAUUGCUGGGUCUGAUUCUGUUCUCAGUUGCAGCAGGAUGAUUUGGGACUAAAUCUAAUAAAGCUGAAUGAGUGUAAGAUUGAUUUGUGCAGGAGAAGAAAAUUGGAAAAACAAACAGAAAAGGAAUUCAUAUUUGCUGUCUGAGACAAGCUGAAAUCUUGGCCAUAAGGAAAGCAGCAGCAAAAUGUCUUCUGAAUUUUAGUAGGAAGCCAGUUCUCACCUGACAGCCAACGUCAAACACUGUCAAUAUGAUCUGGUUCAGAGCUAAAUACUAUUUGGCUUAGAUGCAAACUAAGAAUUUUCUAUUACUGCACAGCUGUGAAAACCACGUGUAUGUUACGUAACAGGUGAUAAUCAGCUUCAAAAUAAUUGGAAAGCUUGUUAUACCCACCUGAUUAAAAUUCACAAAGUUUUACUUGGAUAUUGUGCAUUAAUGACACAUUUAAAUUAUACAUAACACAGUGAGAUUUGGGGAAAACUGACUGGGUAAACAGACUUCCUUCAUUCUUAAAUUGAAAAAAAAUAAAGAAGAAAAUGUCAAGCUAGCAAGCCUAAGAAGAAUUUAAUUAAAAUCCAAAGAAGAAAAAGAAAAAAUAAAUCACAGCAGUAAAGUAAGCUCAAAAUUAGGAUAAAGGCCAAUGGAGAAGAAAGGUCAAAAUACCCACCUGGUUUUUAACUGUAUUGUAGCUAUUUUUGUCAUGCAAAGCUCUGUACUCUAAAUGACCUGCAUCAAGGAACUGGCUUUUUGGGGGCCUGUCCAGAUAGAUCAGCAAGACAAACAGGUCCCUGUAUGUCUAGUACACUUCUGAAUGAUUUUUUACUUGUUGAUAGUUAGUACAGAGAGGUUUUGGUGUGUCGUCUAUUGUGAUACAGAGGAUGGCAGAAAUCUAUCAGCGCUAAAAAAGCUUUCUAUAGCAGGCUGAAUUUAUUAUCUGGAGUAACUAUAUUCCUUUAAUAGCCACCCCUUAUCUGAUUCCCUCUUACUAGAACACAUUUUUAAACCCAUUUCUUAGCUGAGCAAAAUUUUAAUGUGACUGGCAUCAGAAAAAAUGUAAGCAAUUUCAUAAUAAUGAAUUUCCUUGUCUAAUGAAUGUUGCAAGUUUCCUUGCAUUUUUUUCAGUGUAAUCACAACUCUUCACCUACUAAAUAGCCUGCUGAGUGGAAGUUGAACACCAUUGUGUCUUUCCUCUGAGACUCACGGAAUUGUGCAUGGAUAGUGAGCUGUCAUUUGUGAUGUAAUUUUGCUGGGCUAUUUCCCGUUAACUCUGGCUUUAUCCUCUAAGAGCAUGUGUUGGCAGCAUUGCACUUCUCCACCUGGCCUUGGGUUGAUGUUCCAGAACUCCGAGUUGUUGCCCCAGGAACGUUUCAGCUAUUAAGAGUUUUCCUAUGCUUUUUGUUUGUUUAAAUUCUGUUUAAGACAAAGUUUGACCUUUGCUUUGCACUAGUAUGCUCUGUGGGUAGGAGGUCUAGAGUCCACGGAGUUGUAAAGUAGUCAGAGCAGAAAUUACAAAGGCAGGCCUGAUACUUUAUUUGGAAAAGGUAUCCAUUCUGAAGCUGCUCAUAUUAUUAAAAAAUGAGUACAUUGAAACUGAGGGUUGUUGAAGGAAAGUAUUCUGUUUGUUAUUACAAUCAGUCUCAUUCCAAAAGCUUAUCAGCAUUCUUACAUUAAAUAGCCAAUGUCAUAGCUCAUGUAAUUUCAGAAACAUUCAAUAGCCAAUUGAAAUAUUUUUUUGGUUUGGUGGAUUAAGAGUAACAUGAUUCUCUAGGAUAGGGAUAAUCUUGAUCCAAUACUGAGUUUAGAGAAAGUGCAAACAUCUCUUUGCUGGUUACUAGAAUUAGGAAAACAACUUGAAGCAAAAUUUGAGAGCUUAGAAUUUGAUGGAGAUAUUCUUGAUAUUUUUUAGAAAGACAUCUCUCUUAAUCAUCGAGGCACAGCAGAAAGAACACACAAAUUACUCAAAAAAAUAAAAUGGAUGUACUUUUCAACAUUCUAUUUUCUGAUUAGCAAAUAUUUGUUCUUUCUUCCCCCCUCAAAAAUACAAAAUAAUUCAGAAAAAAAUAAUACCUACAGAGCCCAUACUCAAACACAUUUGGUGGCAAGCCGCAGUGAGGGGUUGCACCACAUUCCUGCAACUGAGAAGCUCUACAGGGGGUCAAAAUAUUUUCACCCAUCCAUCUGCCAUUAAGCUGCAGGGUCUGCACACACUUUCAAAAAACAAAAGCAAACAAAGAAAAGCAAAAUAACAAUGCAGUUACUAAACCCUUUUCAAACCUGUUUUUAAGGGCUUCUUUUUUUUUCUGGGAAGGUUGUUUUCUCCUACUGUUUUGUAGGAAAUUAUGUGAAAGAUUGUUUUACAUUUUCCCUUCAUUUUUCACAUGACAGGUAAAUCACAGGGAGAUUUUAUUUAUUUUUUUUAGAAUGUCUAAUUCUACAUUGUGAGUCUAAAACACAAGUGGCAAUGAAUUUACAGACUUAGAAGAAAUUGUUUGCCAGAGCUAAUAUUCUCUGGUGAACAGUUCAGUGUAGCCCUAAUUAAGUUCUUAGGGACAUUUCAGUAGAAAAAUUAAACAAUUAGUAUUACACAUGUAUCUUCAUCCUCACAUUAGAACAUUUGCCUUCUUAAAACCCAGGCAACCUCAAAUAGAACAAUUAUGUGAAUACAAAGCAGAGAGGAAAACAGGGACACAACUGACUCUCCACCUUUCUUAGAAAAAUAGUUCAGUGAUACCAGGCUCCUUCUUUAAGAUCACUAACCUAUGUCUACCUCAGCAAAACACAUGAAUCCACAAAAUGUGCAUAUAUCUGGGGAACAAAUGUUGCAAUAAGCACUCUCAGAUCUUAGUUACAUCACAAAAAGCACUUUAUACAUUUUUAUGCCUGUACAUAGGUAUUUUAACUUAUAAACAUUUAAACUUAGAACAGUACAACAAAAUAAGAUAAGUAUCACUCUCAUAAAAAUUCAAGGAACUCCCCAAAACCUAGGUUUGUUUGCAGGAUGACAUUUUCCAUGUGUUGCAAGAUGACAAACUUGUAUCCAUGCCAUUGCGAAGUGGCACUGUGACACAGAUGCGUAGCCAGAGGUGAUGGGUGGGAGAAGUACAGCGAAGAUGUUUCCUGGCCAUGUCACGAGCAGGUAGGUGGUACAUGACUAGCACUCAUCUAGUCCUGUUGCCACGGGAGAUUACAGACACCCUUUGCCUGUAGGACACUAGAUAAUACCCGAGCUCACCAGGUACUUCCUUGACCUGCUGGAUGCUCCUGUAGCCUAUAUAACCUUGGUAGAGGUAGGAAAUGUCUUUCCUAGAUGACAGAUCUACUUGAAUCAUAGCAAUAUCUCCAGAGUUCCUAUCAUUGUAAAUAAUAAUUAGUGUCAGUAUGGUUCAUCUGCUAUUUUCUCCACUUACCUUUUCACAAUUCUAAACAAAAGACAUUGUGAAUAGGUCUCAGUGGCAUAUAACAAACAGCAUCCCUGUACUUUUGUUUUUACUGUUAGAUAUUUGAAGAGUGAGAAGCAGCAGCAAAACCACUAUCUGCUUGAAAUGACAGUUGCCAAGUUGUUCUUUAGGGAAUAUUGAAGAAAAAUUCCCUGUUCAGUCCUCUUUGGCACCUUACCUGCCAUGCUUCUUUCAAAAUGUUGUCAAAGAACAAUCUAGAGCAUAAGGGGUUGGAGACAGACUGAACUGCACGUUCAUAUGAUUUUCAAGGAUAUUUUCAUCCCUUGUAGCUCCUGGUAUUGUGGUUUGGUUUGGUUUGGUUUGGUUUGGUU
Messenger RNA from Falco peregrinus (peregrine falcon), 9301 nucleotides. It is a transcript of the gene IL1RAPL1, whose product is annotated as interleukin 1 receptor accessory protein like 1. The transcript has 11 exons. Lineage: Eukaryota; Metazoa; Chordata; Aves; Falconiformes; Falconidae. The record is from RefSeq and is a predicted model, not a curated record. Gene Ontology annotation, biological process: negative regulation of exocytosis; signal transduction. The coding region runs from base 208 to 2298 and encodes 696 amino acids.